Salvia miltiorrhiza (redroot sage) is the source of this 990-nucleotide messenger RNA. RefSeq lists its product as uncharacterized. Bases 1 to 990 code for a protein of 329 amino acids. The record is from RefSeq and is a predicted model, not a curated record. NCBI's taxonomy places the organism in Eukaryota, Viridiplantae, Streptophyta, Magnoliopsida, Lamiales, Lamiaceae. The transcript has a single exon.
AUGGGAAGAGGAUUCUAUACUUUAAAGUUCAUCGACAAGGAAGAUAAAGCUACCGCUAAACGACAUGUGAUCUGGGAUCUUCCUGCCGGUUCGAUACGUCUUCGUGAUUGGGUUCGCUAUUUUAACCCCUAUAAAGAAUCGUCCCCCUUGGCUCAAGUUUGGGUGAGAGUCUAUUACCUGCCGGUGGAGUUCUGGCAUCCGGAGGUUCUUUCGGGCAUAGGUCGAUGGUUGGGACAACCUUUGAAGAUUGAUGGAAUGUCUAUUGAUGAUGAAGUAGCUCACUUUGCUCGUAUUUUAGUGGAAAUUGAUCUCUCUCAACCUCUCCCGGAAUUCAUGACGAUCGAUGGAGGCGAGUAUUUUUUUAACAUUGAAUUCAGUUAUGAAUAUAUUCCUUUAUAUUGCACUAUAUGUAAGAUAACUGGACACUCGCCGGACAAGUGUCGGCGAGGAAAAACAGGGAAAAAUGUUGAACCUGAGGCGAAGAUCAUUAGAGGCCCGGAAUGGCAGGCUGUUGUGGAGGCCAAGAGUAAGCAGCCUCUCGAUGGAGAGGUGACAUCUGACUCAGAGUCGGAAGAUGGAGCUAAGGAAGUGAGUGUUUCUGCGCACAAGGAGUUUACAGGGCCGGAUCUUUUGGAAAAUUUGUGUAACAGGAGCUCGGGGUCUAACCACAAUCAACUGGGGUCCCAGGAUGGUAACAGAUUCGCAAUCCUCGAAAAUUCCUCGAUUCAAGAGGAUUUGGUGACUAACAAGCAGGAUACCAUUCUUAAGAACACAGCGGGGGACAUCGACAUGAACACUGCUUCGUCAGAAAAUUAUAAUAAUCAAGGAAUGAGAUCUCAACAGCAAGAGAAGGGUUGGGAAUUUGCUGCCACUAAACAUAUUUCUCUGGAGCUUAGCAUCGAACAGUUGAGAGAUGCUACUGAUAAGAGGGAAUCUCAGCAGCCUCUUUCGGUGGAAAUUUUCCCAAAAGAGAUGGGGGCGUCAAUUUAA